This is a messenger RNA of Stegastes partitus (bicolor damselfish), 2988 nucleotides long. It is a transcript of the gene tmem184a, whose product is annotated as transmembrane protein 184a. The record is from RefSeq and is a predicted model, not a curated record. NCBI's taxonomy places the organism in Eukaryota, Metazoa, Chordata, Actinopteri, Pomacentridae. The transcript is spliced from 9 exons. The coding region runs from base 430 to 1650 and encodes 406 amino acids.
ACCUGUGCCCAACCUGUUUAUCUCUGCUGCUUCACCGCGUCGCCGCUCAACCACGCACAGUUUCUUCUAAAACUUUUGGCAUUUUUCUUCUCGUUUAGGAGCUUAAACGACACACUCUACCGCAGUUUUUGAAUGUUUUCUAACAGCUUUUGUUUGACUUUUUGCCCGCUGACUGUGCGGACUUCGACCUCGGUGAGGCACCUGUCUCAAACAAGGAAGUCUAGGCUGUUGAGUCCUCCGCGGAUGAAGUCGACGGGCCGUUUGUAAAUGGCAGUGAAUGCCCUCUUUGCUUUAUUCUAAAAAAAAAAAAAACACAGGCGUCCUUAUACUCAGUGUUGAUCCUGUAACGUUAGCUUGUGACAACCCUGGACUCUUUGUGGACAGUGUUCAAACGGGAUAAAGCUGCUUCCUGUCUCUCCUGGACAAGCCAUGGAUUCAUCGGCUGACAACAGUUCCAUCGUGCACCUGGCUGCACCAAUUCUCCCAGACAAGUCAGACAUCUCCAACAUGACCAUCAUUCGAACAAGCAACGGGUCCAUCGUGGAUGAGAUGUUUUUGAACACAAUGACCGCUCAGGCCCUCUCAGGGAUAUUCGUGUGGUCUGCCUUGCUCAUCACAUGCCACCAGAUCUAUACACACCUUCGAUCCUACACCGUCCCUAACGAGCAGCGCUACAUCAUCCGCAUCCUGUUUAUUGUGCCAAUUUAUGCCUUUGAUUCUUGGCUCAGCCUCCUCUUCAUCAGCAACGACCAGUAUUAUGUCUAUUUUGAUUCCAUUCGAGACUGCUACGAAGCGUUUGUCAUUUACAAUUUCCUGAGCCUGUCCUUUGAGUAUCUGGGAGGAGAGAGUGCAAUCAUGUCAGAGAUCCGAGGGAAGCCCAUACAGUCAAGUUGUCUCUACGGUACAUGCUGCCUCGUCGGAAUGAGCUACUCCAUCGGCUUUUUAAGAUUCUGCAAACAGGCGACUCUGCAGUUCUGCGUUGUCAAACCCAUCAUGGCAGCCAUCACCAUCAUCCUGCAGGCCUUUGGCAAAUAUCACGAUGGAGAUUUUAAUGUGAACGGAGGAUACCUGUAUAUCACAAUCAUCUACAACUUCUCAGUCAGCCUGGCCCUCUACGCUCUUUUCCUCUUCUUCUUCGCAACAAGUGACCUGCUCAGGCCUUAUGAACCAGUGCUCAAAUUUCUCACAAUUAAAUCCGUCAUCUUCCUAUCCUUCUGGCAAGGAAUGGUCCUCGCCAUCCUGGAGCGCUGCGGUGUCAUUCCCAACGCGCUUUUCAUCGAGGGACACGAGGUCGGCGCCGGCACCGUGGCAGCAGGCUGGCAAAACUUCAUCAUCUGCAUUGAAAUGUUCUUUGCUGCCAUUGCCCUCCGAUACGCCUUCACCUGCACUGUCUACCAGGAGAAGAAGAACGACGUGCCAGAGAACAUCCCCCCAAUGCAGAGCAUCUCCAGUGGUCUGAAGGAAACCAUAAACCCGGGAGACAUGGUACAGGACGCCAUCCACAACUUCUCCCCAGCCUAUCAGCAGUACACCCAGCAAUCCACACAGGAGGUGACCCACCCCAGCGCUAACGGAAAAGUGGCUACGGGCAACAAGGGCUCCCACAAGUCUGACAAAAUCAUGCUGAUUACAUCUGAUGACGAGUUCUAGGCAUAUUUCUAGCGAGAUCCAGGUUUCUGUGCCCCCGCCACCUCCAUCUCUGACCUCCUGGGGAGCCAGCUGUAUUGCAUAUCUCACAGAGCUGGAUGAAACCCAGGUGUUCCACGAUCCCAGUAUUUCUAAAUGGACUGCUGUCUUCUGCCCUACUUUAAAGAUAAUUUAAACCACCAAAGAGGAGGAUGAAAUAUAAUACAGUUAAAAUCAAUAGCCAGAGAACUGAUCUGUCUCCAUCUCGGGAUUAAUAACUGCAUGAAAAUGACAUGUCACCUUCACUGCAUCAGAGUUCGGAGCUGUGCAUUUUCUCUAAAUCGAGCUGCUGCUGCUGCUGGAUGUUCAGCCGAGUCCCUGAUGCUGAUUCUGUCAUUAUGUCCCUGCUUGCUCUCUGGCCAUGUGAAGUGCGCUCCCACUGAUUCAUGUCAGUUUCAAAGAGGAGAUGAUUAAUACGUGACUCCAGGUGGGAAGCAGGGAAGCCGGCGAUGGCUGAGAAUGGCACUUCAUGGACCGUUUCUCGCGUCUCCUCGUUUGAAGUAUUUGCUGAGCAUUCCUCUGCAUGAUUUCCUGACAAAUGGAAGGAUUUGUUCAAAGACACAUUAGUUUUGGAGCAGGCACUUCAAGCUGCAGACUGCGCUUCACAAUCCUUUGUAUCUACCACAGCAGAGACAAAUUGGAUAAACCCGUCUCCUGCAAAGUGGGAGCUAUAUUAUUCACAUUAAUUUUCUCACUGUGCAAAAGAGUGUAAUUCAGUGCAACGAGACAGCUGUUUAACAGAUGCUAACAGUUCUCUUUUUUGCAGCUUCUGCACUAUUGUAAAUGCUUUUGACAGAGAUUUAUGUGAUUGAGAAGUUCACACCACUAUUCAAAAUAUAAGUCCGCGUUCCUCGGAUUAUGAUGUACAAAAUUUGAUUAGUGUAAAUUGUGAUGUUUAAUAUGUUUGUUUGGAAGAUGACAGGAAAAGAUCCUAAUGUAUUUAUUGUGUGUAGUUCAGGCGUAGUUCGAUGAAACAGAAAUGUGGGCAAAGAGAAGAGAAACACAAUGAAAUCUUUAUGCUUUUAAGAGAAUUUUUGAUACUUUCUCUUCUCUUUUCUUCACUAGAAAUGUUAUCAAUCUGUGUCAAUGCAAGACAUGUGACUUUUUAAACAGAUUAGUUAUUUGAGACCAAUUUUUUGUAUAUCAAGUCCUAGUUUUAUAUUCUCUUGUGCCAAUAAAAGCUGUCUGGGAAAGCAGAAAUGAUUUUACAGCUAGGUACAAAAUGACUUAAAAUAGUAUCAUCUUUGUCUUGUUUGGCACUAAUGCAAAAUAAAGUAAUUGUUUUUGCCUCUGUAACUUGCA